UUGACGUGAUAUUUUAUCACUUGCGCAAGAAAUCAAAAUUACGGACUGAUCAAGAAUACCGAUUUACCACAACAAACUAUUUUUUCAAGAAUUAUGUUGAGAGGACAUAUCGUAGAUAUUAUCCCAAUGAUUCGGACACGGUACUUUCUACACAACAGGAUUAUGCUGAGUCUGUAAUUGUCGUCGACAAUGAAAAUACAGUAAACAACAUAAUCAAGGGAUUUUCAAUACUAGCUGGAUUGCCCUGACACCUUGUUGAUGAGGUGUAUGUUCCAAUAAACUGCAAUCAGAAUUUUCACUGGGUGUUAGCUGUUAUAGCUCUAAAGUAUAGACGUAUACGCGUCUAUGAUUCGCUGUCCAACAUAAGAAAUAUGGACUCAUCCAUCGAGAUUCAGAAUUUGGCGGUGAUGCUCCCAACCUUCUUGUCUAACAGUGAACUUUUUGAACAAACAUCCCGAACAGAUUGGCCAAACUUUGAUGCAUACAGGAAUAAACUAAGUGAUACGACACAGUUACUGAAUAUCAAUCCAUUUGAGGUUGAUUAUGUGCAAAAUAUUUCUCAACAAGAUUGUGAUAGUCUAGACUGCGGAGUUUUUGUUGCUGGAUAUGCAGAAUACAUAAGUGAAGGAAUGUCAGUCCCAACAGUUGAUUUUGAAGCGACAUACCAUCGUAUGCGAUACGCAUCUCUCCUUAAAAAUUAUGGUAUUCGAAAAGCAAAAAAAGAUUAUGUCAGUGAGAAUGAAGACCCUCCAAGACCAAGGCGAACAAAACACUCAAUUCCUGAUGAAAUAGCCAUUGUUAGAAUUGGGUAGGAGGACAGUUUAUUAUGAUUUACAAAAUGUUUACUAAAAUGAGUUUUGUUUGGAAUGUUGCAUU
Capsicum annuum is the source of this 876-nucleotide messenger RNA. RefSeq lists its product as uncharacterized. Gene Ontology annotation, biological process: proteolysis. Bases 372 to 812 code for a protein of 146 amino acids. NCBI's taxonomy places the organism in Eukaryota, Viridiplantae, Streptophyta, Magnoliopsida, Solanales, Solanaceae. The transcript is spliced from 2 exons. Gene Ontology annotation, molecular function: cysteine-type peptidase activity. The record is from RefSeq and is a predicted model, not a curated record.